Messenger RNA from Penicillium cinerascens, 996 nucleotides. Its product is annotated as U2-type spliceosomal complex subunit CWC24. Gene Ontology annotation, biological process: snoRNA splicing. The transcript has 2 exons. Lineage: Eukaryota; Fungi; Ascomycota; Eurotiomycetes; Eurotiales; Aspergillaceae. Gene Ontology annotation, molecular function: metal ion binding. Gene Ontology annotation, cellular component: U2-type spliceosomal complex. The record is from RefSeq and is a predicted model, not a curated record. Bases 1 to 996 code for a protein of 331 amino acids.
AUGGCAGCGGAUACUGAAGUCGCAGAAGGUGUCCCCCAGUUUGGCUUCAAGAAGCGCUCCAACAAGGCCAAGGCCACCUUCCGCAAGAAGCGCGCCACGCCACCUCCGGCCUCCGACUCCGAUUUCACCUCCUCCGAUGACGAAGAAGGCCGGCGCAUUAAGAGGAGGCGUAAGAAUGUCGCAGUAACUGCCUCAUCCGCGGGAAAUGCGUCUAGGAAAGACACCACCGCCGAACAGUCCUCCGCUGGCCCUCCAUUGACAACGAGCAACGACGCAACCAAAAGCGCCAACUGGUACGAUGAAGACUUGAGCUCCAAGAACCUACUCGGCUCGACGAGAGCACGCCCUCAAGAAUCAACUGGGCCAGACGGCACCUAUAAGGGCACCGCCAACUAUACAUCCUUCAUCCAAAAGAACCCAGAUGCGCCGACAAAACAGUUCGGUCCGACCAAGGCGCCUACCAACGUGCGAACGGUGACGGUGAUGGAUUUUGCACCUGAUGUGUGUAAGGACUGGAAACAAACAGGAUUUUGUGGUUUCGGCGAUUCAUGCAAGUUCCUUCACGCGCGAGAAGACUAUAAGCAAGGAUGGGAGUUGGAUCGCGACUGGGAGAUCGGCACCAACGGCAAGAAAUUGACUGGACGGGUCGUCUCACAGCGCAAAGGUGCAGGCAAGGCCGACGAAGAGGAGGAGGAUGACGACGAUGAGGAAUUGCUAGAAAGCAUUCCCUUCGCCUGCAUCAUCUGCAGGAAACCCUACCAAGACCCCAUCAUCACCAAAUGUGGGCAUUAUUUCUGCGAGUCCUGCGCCUUGAAUCGUUAUCGGAAGAAUCCGUCCUGUGCUGCCUGUGGCGCGGGGACUGGAGGUGUUUUUAACGUUGCGAAGAAGCUCACUGCCUUGCUGGACAAGAAGCGGGAGCGAGCACGCAAGCAACGCGAGGAGGCGAUUGCCAAUGGAGAAGAAGUUAGCGAUGAGGAGGAGGAAGAUAGUGACUGA